Messenger RNA from Phlebotomus argentipes, 2055 nucleotides. RefSeq names its product nitric oxide-associated protein 1. NCBI's taxonomy places the organism in Eukaryota, Metazoa, Arthropoda, Insecta, Diptera, Psychodidae. The coding region runs from base 1 to 2046 and encodes 681 amino acids. Gene Ontology annotation, molecular function: GTP binding. The transcript is spliced from 2 exons. The record is from RefSeq and is a predicted model, not a curated record.
AUGUUUUGCAAAAGUAGGAAUUUCCUGCGAUUGAGGCAUCUGUUCCUCAUCGAUACCAAGUGUACCUCGACGGUGGUGACAUUUUUAAGGAAACCAGUGAAUAAGCGAGUCUCUGAGGUAUUUCAGAAGCAUGAAAAUGAUAUUCUGUUCAGCUCUUAUAUGGAAGAUCACUUCCUGAAACUGGGCUUCAAGAGAGGCCGGGCUCUUCAAAACAUGAUCAAAAGCAAGGAGAGAAAAAUGCAUUUGGACAGUGGCAAGGUGAAGGCAUUUCCCCUGGCGCUCAAGUACGUAAGUUCACCAGAAGACCGGGAAAAUUACGAGGAAGUCACAGCUCCAGGAAACAACAAGAUCACAUUCUCAAAGGAAGAUGAGGAAUUCCUGACGUCCCUGAGGACGCAGGAGAUGCGCAAGUUUAGAGAGGAGGUGUCAGAGAAGAAACAACCGAACUGGCUGCAGGAUUAUGAGUAUUUCGACGAAGAUGAGAAUACUGAUGUAAAGUACGGCACACCUGAUCCUUCUGUUCCUAUUUCCAAGGUGCCGUGCAGCGGAUGUGGUGCACAGCUUCAGUGUGCAGAGCCCAGUCUCCCCGGUUACCUUCCCAGUGAAAUCUUUAAGAAACGCAAUAUCGCAGAAUUGCAGACGAUGAUUUGCCAGCGAUGCCACUUCCUUAAGAACUACAACACUGCGCUCAACGUGAGUGUCCAUCCCGAUGAAUACCUGGAGAUAGUCUCCUCGAUUGCCCACAAGCCCGGUCUCGGGAUCCUAAUAGUGGAUCUCCUAGACUUUCCUUCUUCCGUGUGGGCAGACGUGCACAAAGUGAUCGGCGAGAAAAGGCCUCUCUUCAUCGUGGGCAACAAGGUGGAUCUCAUCCCCAAAGACUGUCGCGGAUACUUGGACAACAUCAAAGACCGCCUCGUUGACGAGGUGCUGAAGAAGGGCAUCCAGGAGGAGAACAUAAAGCACGUGGCUCUAAUAUCCGCCACCACAGGAUUCGGCGUGGAGGAGCUGAUCACGCAGCUGCACAACAAAUGGGGCUAUCGCGGAGAUGUUUAUCUGAUUGGAGCGACGAACGUGGGCAAGAGUUCCCUCUUCAACGCCCUCCUGCGUUCUGACUACUGCAAAGUGCAGGCGCAAGAUCUCGUGAAGAGAGCAACCGCCUCUCCGUGGCCAGGAACCACUAUACGCCUCCUCAAGUUCCCCAUUAUGAGGCCGUCAGACUACAGGCUCUACGUGCGGACGCAGCGCAUCAUCUCAGAGCGAUACGCCAAGGGACAAGAGGAGAAAUUGCGGCGCAUCCAAGCCAACAAGACGGGAAGUGUGGAACACGCCACACUCAUAGGGCACAUUGGGCAGUCGUUUAAGCCCGAUCCGCAGGAGGUUCGCGACUCCUUCGCCAUGGGUGGGUCAAAUGUCCAGUCGCAAGGGCUGAAUGAGGACAGCCCAACCUACCGGGAUGGAAAAUGGUGCUAUGAUACACCCGGAAUCAUUCUGACCGCCCAAAUACAUCACAAACUCAACAUCGAAGAGAUCUUGAUGGCUCUCCCCAAGACAAUGCUGCGCCCACGGACGUUUUUCAUCAAACCCGGCAUGUCUCUCUUCCUGGCCGGCAUUGGAAGAAUCGAUUUCAUGGCAGGACGGCAGCCGAUCCGGUUGAUUGUCUACUCAUCGUUGCGACUUCCUAUCUUGGUGUGUCACACCAGCAAAGCCGAAGAAAUUUACGCGGAUUUACUCACCACAGAUGCUCUGCAAGUGCCUCAGAAUUUGUCUGAGAGAUCAAAAGCCUGGCCAUCCUUGCAGUGUGGCUGCGAAUUCAGAGUGACUGGAGAGCGCAGUGCGAUCACAGUGACCGACAUUGUCUUCUCGUCCAUCGGCUGGGUUGGCGUGAAUGCGAAUGAUGACGAGAUUGCGCUGAAGGUGUGGUCUCCAGACGGCGAGGGGGUUUUCCUGCGAACGCCUCCGCUGCUCAGCCAAGGAUUUCGGUUGCAUGGGAAAAGAAUACGCGGAAGUCUUGCAUAUAGAAUUGGCAAAGCCUUCAUUAAGCAAUAAAUCAUUAGA